Messenger RNA from Drosophila subobscura, 1704 nucleotides. RefSeq names its product ion transport peptide (gene ITP). Gene Ontology annotation, biological process: circadian rhythm. Gene Ontology annotation, molecular function: neuropeptide hormone activity. The coding region runs from base 138 to 560 and encodes 140 amino acids. NCBI's taxonomy places the organism in Eukaryota, Metazoa, Arthropoda, Insecta, Diptera, Drosophilidae. The record is from RefSeq and is a predicted model, not a curated record. The transcript is spliced from 3 exons. Gene Ontology annotation, cellular component: extracellular region.
ACCGAGUGGAGUGUGCCCUUUUGGCAGUUGCCGAUCUAUUACGAAACCCUUUGCCAUUAAUCUCAAUAACAUCAAUUGGAUAUACAAACACACCACACACAACCAUACUUGAGUGCACUAUCAAUUGACUGGGAGCCAUGCAUCGCAACGAUGUCUCCAGUGGCGCUGGAAGCCAUAGAAAGGCCCUGGAUCAGCAGCAGAAGCACCGAACUGCAACAGCCGAUGCAGUCACAAUGUGUUCCCGCAACAUAAAGAUCUCGGUGGUGCUGUUUCUCGUCUUGAUACCAAUCUUCACAGCCUUGCCACACAACCACAAUCUGUCGAAGCGCAGCAACUUCUUCGAUCUGGAGUGCAAGGGGAUCUUCAACAAGACCAUGUUCUUUCGCCUGGAUCGCAUCUGCGAGGACUGCUAUCAGCUGUUCCGCGAGACGAGUAUACAUCGGUUAUGCAAGCAAGAAUGCUUCGGAUCGCCCUUCUUCAAUGCCUGCAUAGAGGCUCUUCAGCUGCACGAGGAAAUGGACAAAUAUAACGAAUGGCGCGAUACCCUGGGCCGAAAGUAAACGGGCACUGGCACUGGCACUGGCCUUGGCUUUGGCACUGGCACGAGCAGCUACUUAAUUCUAUAACCUAACCAUACUAUGUACUACUACUAUACAUCUAUCUAGCCACGAUAGUGGCAGAACCAGAAUACGAUACGGCACGAAACAAUGGCAUCAAGGAAACAAACGAUCGAUCGACCCGAGAAGAUGACAAGAAAAUGUCUAAAAACUUGAAAUAAAUAAAACUUAAAGCGAGAGAAACAAAACAAACACAAAACCAAACAGAAAUGUUGCAAAAAAUAUUAACUACAUAUUAACAACGAUUAUUGUAUGCCACAUGCAUGUGGGAGAGUAGAAAUUCGAAUUCAGUUUGUUGUAUUUUGUUUGUUCUGUUCCGGCCGAUCCAGCCAUUGUAUAACAGUCUCGUGGAGAAUUUAGUUUAGUUAUAACGAGAAUUAUGAUAGUUUCAUUUAGUUCUUCCAUAGAAAAGCCAGCAAAAGCAAAGCAAACGAACAAGAAUCAAAAUGUCUGAUGUAAAUAAAUUAUUUGUCUUCUCUUUUUAAAUAAUUCUACGCAUACGCACUUAUUUAUAAUGCCUCUAUAUAUAUUUUGUACAUUUCCUUCAUUUUGUAAGCUUAAGUUAUUAACCUGUUAUGGCAAUGAGUUGAACGUUCUACCACACCACACACACUGUAAGGGGUACCAUCGUAGUACCAUCGGAUAAUCCAUGCCACAGCAAUAGAGCAUUGAAAAAGCAAAAGAAAUCCACUACAAUACACGGCACAAUUCGAUUCGAUUUAGUCUACCAUUGCAAAUGCAUAACUAUUAAUUAAUUUAAACUUGUUUGGAUCUAGUCGUAAAAUAUAAAUAAAGAUUGUAUAUUUCAAGAGGAGACAGUCGGCGGUGAUUUUUACUUGCGGUGCAAAACUUUAUUAUAACUUCAAUAUACUCUCUCCAUAAUCAACAUUUCAAGUGCCAAAAAAGUCUUCACAUUAGUAUGAUAUCAGAAAUCAAGCUGCAGCACCAUCGCAUUACUUGAGAUGAAUGAAAUGCCAAGUGUCGACUGCAAGAACAAGAGGAAUAUGGAUUUAACGAGGUUUAUUUCCUAUAAAACAUACUAUAUACAAGUGUAAACAGAAUAAAGCAAAGAUACUUAUGGCAUGUA